CGUGGACCCGUGGACCGUUCCAGUUAGUCCAAGUACUCCAAGUCGGCACCGGUUAGUCGGGGUUCGGAGUCCGAUAUUGUCUGUAAUUAACACCUGUUCUCCACGUUUGAAAAGAUAGGAAAUUGCGAAAGAUCAUACUUCAAAUGGCACAUACUACAAGGCUGCUCGUGACGACUGGCAAUUUCUUGAAGAGCGCCUGCAAUUCUUUCUCGAUGGCCGCGAGAUCCUCUAGUUCAUGGUGGUCUCAUGUUGAAAUGGGACCACCAGAUGCUAUUCUGGGAGUCACGGAAGCUUACAAAAGAGAUCAAAAUUCAAAGAAGAUCAAUCUGGGCGCUGGUGCUUACAGAGAUGACAAUGGCAAACCAUAUGUUCUCCCGAGUGUUCGUAAGGCAGAGGAGAAAAUACGAAUCAAGGAAAUGGACAAAGAAUACUCCACAAUUGCUGGCAAUCUCGAGUUUUGUCAGCACAGUAUUAAUCUAGCUCUUGGGGAGGGAAAUGAAGUUGUUGCGAAUGGAUUGAAUGCAACAGUUCAAGGAAUUUCUGGAACUGGUUCUCUCUUUGUUGGAGCACAAUUUUUGUCUCAUCAUUUUCCUGGCAAUAAGGAAAUUUAUCUACCAAUUCCUUCAUGGGGAAAUCAUACUCCUUUAUUUAAACUUGCUGGGCUUACGGUCAAAUCUUAUCGUUAUUACGAUCCAAAAACAUGUGGUUUGGAUUUUAAAGGAGUAGUAGAAGAUAUAUCUAAUAUUCCUGAGAGAUCAAUCAUCCUUCUACAUGCAUGUGCUCACAAUCCCACUGGCGUUGAUCCCAAACCGGAACAAUGGGGAGAAUUGUCUACUCUAAUUAAAAAGAAGAAUUUGUUUCCAUUUUUCGAUAUGGCAUAUCAAGGCUUUGCCUCAGGAGAUCUUACAAGAGAUGCUUAUGCAGUCAGACUAUUCAUUAAAGAAGGUCACAAAAUUGCCUUAGCUCAAUCCUAUGCAAAGAAUAUGGGUCUUUAUGGUGAACGUAUUGGAGCAUUCACUCUAGUGACAUCUAGUAAAGAUGAGGCUGCCCGCACUCUGUCGCAACUGAAGAUUCUAAUUAGGCCAAUGUACUCAAACCCGCCGAUUUACGGAGCUCGUAUAGUUAACGAGAUCCUUGGCGAUCCUGAAUUGCGAAAGGAAUGGCUAGGUGAUGUGAAGGGUAUGGCCGAUCGCAUUAUUUCGGUUCGCACGAAACUGCGCGACAAUCUGAAGAAGAACGGCAGCACUCGUGAUUGGUCUCACAUCACCGAUCAGAUCGGAAUGUUCUGUUACACUGGUCUAAAGCCGAAUGAGGUAGAAAAACUUACAAAGGACUUUAGCAUUUAUCUGACUAAGGACGGUCGCAUCUCCAUGGCCGGCGUGACGUCUAAAAAUGUAGAAUAUUUGGCACAUGCGAUGCACGAAGUUACCAAGUAACUUCCACCACUAAACUGACAAGUUAAAUAUAUAUUAUCAUUCACCCGAAGCCGCCUUGAUAAUAUAUAGCCUGCCAAUGAUAAUAUAUAGUCUAUUUUACAGUAUACAACUUGAGCAAUUAAAAGUAACUUACAAUUAAUCAAGAAAAAUAUAUACAAAACCACACAGCACGGAUAUGAAAUAGAUAAUUCUGAAAAUUCUGAAAUAUGCAUGAUUUAUCUUGGUUUCUAAAUAUUUGUGAAUCUAUUUGCUGUUGUGCUAAAUAAUAUAUUGUACAAUAGCACAUAAUUAGUAACAUAUACUGUGAUAAAUAUAUAUGCGAGAUCAUUGAAUUUAAUGAACCAAAUUUUUUUAUUUUUAUAAUAUAUUUUAAAUAUUUCAAGUUAGAUAUUUUAGAUAUCAUAAGUAAAUAUAUUUUGAUAUUUUUUUAAAAAAAUAAUAUUUUUUGUAUUACAUAUCUGUGCUGUACGAAGACGAGAUAAUUGUAUUUUAUAGAAUUUGUAUUAACGCGAGUGAGCAGUGCAAGUUGCAAAUAUUUGAAUGUUGAAUAUUUGUUGCAGUUGUACAUAUUAGAUUCCAGUAAAACCCGCUGUUUUUGUAAUACGAUCCAUUUUUUAUAUGUAGCGUUUAAUUUUACAAUUUUUAUUUUAAGAUCAUUGGGAACAAAUAUUUUCCUCUAUUCUAAAUUUUACGAUUCCGAAUUCUAUUUUGAAUAAUACAUAACAAAAAUAUCUUCCAUUCUUUCUUAUUAUAACAUUUAUGAGAAGUAAUGUGAGGCAGCACAAGAACUAGUUUAAGGAAAAAUAAUUGGAAUAGGGGAAAAUUUUGGAUAAAAGAAUUUGUAUCUUGUUAUAUGUAUUGUAUAUCCUCGCUAUUUAUAGCUAUCUGAAGAGCUUUAUAGAAUACACAUAUUUCUUGUAAAGUUUAUAUUUUAAAGAGUGUAAUAUAUCUAAAGAUCAUGUUAAUAU
Solenopsis invicta (red fire ant) is the source of this 2404-nucleotide messenger RNA. RefSeq names its product aspartate aminotransferase, mitochondrial (gene Got2). Gene Ontology annotation, biological process: L-aspartate catabolic process; biosynthetic process. Gene Ontology annotation, cellular component: mitochondrion. The record is from RefSeq and is a predicted model, not a curated record. The transcript is spliced from 8 exons. Gene Ontology annotation, molecular function: pyridoxal phosphate binding; L-aspartate:2-oxoglutarate transaminase activity. The coding region runs from base 144 to 1436 and encodes 430 amino acids. Lineage: Eukaryota; Metazoa; Arthropoda; Insecta; Hymenoptera; Formicidae.